Molecule: messenger RNA, 16962 nt
Organism: Orcinus orca (killer whale)
Lineage: Eukaryota; Metazoa; Chordata; Mammalia; Artiodactyla; Delphinidae
Product: nascent polypeptide-associated complex subunit alpha, muscle-specific form-like
Exons: 4
Coding region: 1-1065 (354 amino acids)
Source: RefSeq, a predicted model, not a curated record
AUGGGCCGAGAGAAGGACUGGGACAGGCAAGGAGGCGAGAAGACCUGCCCACCAAGAAAGAAGUAUGGGAGGCACCCUUGCAGCUGCGCGCGGCGGGAGGCGAGCCGGGCGCGCAUUGAUCGCUGGUGUAGACGUAGUCUCUCUGCGCACCCGCGCCCGGCCGGCUGUCGGGAACUCGAGCCGGCUCCGCGCGUGCUUCCUGGAAACGUGCUCGCUGGCGAGGAGCUGCUCGGUGACGGCAGCCCUGGGCCGCCUCGCCCGAGGGCCGGGCUGGGCACCGCGGCGCCCGCGGGCUGCCGCCCCCGCAGGGCCGCCCGGGGCGUGGGUCAGCCCCGGUGGAUCCGGCGCGCCGCCGGGCGGGCGGGAGGGAGGCGGAGGGGGACCCGCCGGGGAAGCCGUGGGGUGGUAUCUCAGCUGCUGAGAGGCGAGCCCGCCUCCUUUCCGGGUAAACUUGCGGCCGCGCCGAGGGGGGUGGUGCCGCGCCGGCAGGGGGCGGGGCCGGCCGUAGCCGCGUCCCGCGAUGUUGCAGGUGGGCCCGGGCCCCGUGAUGGGCCGGCUGGGCCGGUCUCCCGACGCAGUGAGAACCCCCUACCCGCUGCCUCCCAACCAGAACCGCUUGGUACACCUUCAGGCACAGAAUGUUUAUUGGCCACCUACUAUGCGUCUGUGUGGGGUGAGGGGAGACCCCAGGAGGAAUCCAUCUCUCCCGCGCACUCCAAUGAAAGGCCAGCUCCCAACGCCACGCAGAGGAGAAGCACCUCCACCCAACCUCGUGGGCUUGUACCACUCUUCCCACCUAAGCCCAAUCUUGCAGCCCCCAAGUGCAUUGGGGUGGCAGAAGGCAGCACUCUCCCCCACCUAGAUGGUUUGCCCCAUAGAUACCCAGGGUACCCUGAGAGUCCCCCAUGGUCCCAGCCUCCUAAGGGGAUCCUUGAACAUUCAUGCCCUUCUGCCCUCAUCCGAAGGCCAUGUGACCUCGGCAUCCCCUGGCCAGAUGUGGGCCCACACCAGGCCCCUGGGACAGCCCUCCAUCUGCUGUGUCAGCAUCCCUCCAGCUCUGGCUGAGCAGGAGUGGAGAGAGGUAGAGGGAAUACCCCCCGGGCCUUACUGGGCCCCCCUGGAAUAAGAACAGCAGCUUCUGAUACCCUCCCCAUCCCUCCCUCCCUGAGCCCUGAGCCCUGAGCCCAGUCUUGGCCUCCUGAGAGAGGAAGGCAUAGUCGAGCUCCACAGAAGGAGAGAGUUCUCCCAGUUUCCUUGGGAAGGAUAGGGAAUGUUCUGAUUUCCAAGCCUUCCCAUGGCCCCAUGGGCAGCUCCUUGCUUCCUGGCGAUAGGACUAGGGAGCUCUCUCCCCCUCCCUCUUCCCCCCCCCACCCCUCCCCAGCAGGCUGGUGCAGGUUGGCACCUGGCUGGUGGCAGCUGAGCAGAGCCUACCCACCCUCAGCUCUUGUCCUCUCCUGGGUGGGAUACGGUGGGUGGGUCAUCUCUGUGGCCUCCCUCCUCCUACUGCCAACCUGCAAUCGCUCCACUCCAUCCCCAGUGGGCUUCUCCCGGGGCCCAGAAAGUUCUUCUCUCUCUCACCCCCUGGCCUUUGAACAUGUUUUCCCCGAGGCCAGGGGUCAGCAAACUUUUUCUGAAAAGGGCCAGGUGGUCCUUAUUUGCGUCUCUGGCAUUGUAGCGUGAAAAGCAGACACAGAGAAUUAACAAACCAAUGCGUGUGGCUGUGUUCUAAUGAAACUGUACUGGACAUUGAAAUUUGAAUUUCAUAUAAUUUUCACAUGUCAUGAAAUAGUAUUCUUUUGGUUUGUUUUUCAACUGUUUAAAAAUGUAGAUACAUUCUUUGUUCAUGGGCUGAACCAAAACAGGUGGCAAGUUGGAUUUGGCCUGUGGGCUAGAGUUUGCUGCUCCCCUGUUCUAGGCUGCCCCCUUGGCUAAAUCCUCCUCAGGCCACAGCUCACACAUCCCUUCCCUGACCAGGUGGGAACAUCCAGUUGGACAUACCCACAAUGCCCUGCGCUACUUCUUUCCUAAUAGACAGCCCAGCACUGAGCCUGGCACACAGUAGGUGCUCAACGAGUGUUUGACAAUUAAGCGUGCUUCCUACAUAUUGUCUCUUUUGAUCUUCACAACAUCUGAGUGAGGCAUAGCUAUUAUCUCCAUUUUUUUUUUUUAUUAUCUCCAUUUUAUAGACAAGGUAACUGAAGCCCAGAGAGGUUAAGUAACCUGUCAAGGGUCACCCAGCUAGCUGGGACAGAGGAGGAAUUGAGCCUGCAGACUGCUUCCUGGGUGACCGGGCAGCAGGGGCCUAGUCCUGGGCCUCUUGUCCUGAAGCUAGGCUUCUAGAAGGUGUGGCCAGGCUUCUCGAGACAUCAGGGAGCCCAGCCUGCCUUUCACCUUUGGCACCAGGCUUGCUCGGCAGCUGGGGGAGGCUCCGAACAGCCUCUGUCCUCCCAGAGGCCCCUGUCCUUCCGUAUGGUGGCAUUCUCUGUGACUCGAUUCUGGGCUUCCUUCUCAGGGCUAGACCCAGGAACAACGGAUCCCAUUCCGUAGUCACCCGUCGCCCCUCCUCAGCCUCGCAUCUGAGCCACCUGUGCGUAACACAGCCUGCAACAGCUGGCCUCCCCUCCCCGCCAGCUGUGGACACGUCCCCACUGGCCAAGGCCUCUACUCGGCCUCCAGCCCAGUCCUUAUUGCCAAGUGUUAAUCUCCCCAUGUAUCAAAGGGGGAUGAUUACCAUGACACCUUCCAGUCCCAUCGUCAGCCUGGGAAUUGGGGCACAUUCCUGGGCGAGCCAGGCUGGAUAAACAUGUGGUCCAGCUGUGGCCUGCCUUCCCAUCAUGGGACAUCACGGGAGGUUUCUGAGGUUGAGGGCAGGAAGGUACGGGCCCCUCCUUUGGACUGGCAGGCCCUGACCCCAGGACCACUGCAGCUCAGCUCUCCCUUCUAGCUCUUUCCCACAGAACCUUCUGGCCUCAGGGAUUCCCGUCACCUCGGCCAGAGUUCAUCAGACAUUCCCCCAUCCGCCCCCUCCCCUCUCCCCUGGAGAGAGGCAAGGAGGAGAGGGGCUGGAGGAGGAGAAGGCUGGGAUUCCGGUGAUGGGGGUGUAGUGAGGCAGCAGGGUCUUGGGAGAGGUCAGCUUGCUGGUAGCCACAGUGUAGAUCCCGCAGUGGACAUCACGGCUUUGGGGGCAGUGAGAUGACAAGGGGAGUGAGUGCAGAAGAAGGGGCUGGGGAGCCAGGCAGAGGAAUUCUGAGGAACCAGAUCCCUUAGGAGAAGCCCGAAGCUCUCUUCCCAUUCUCCCCCCUCCUUCCCCGUAACUACAGCCUGAAAUGCCCAGGGUCUCCAGCCAGAGAGAGAGAGGACAUGGCUAUGCUGGGCCCCCCGGGGGCCUCACUCUACUGCCAAAGCAGUCCUCUGCUCUCAGCUGUGCUGGAAACCAUCUGCCAACGGCCACCAGGAAGAUGGGGAUGUGGUUCCUAGGCCGGGGCAGGAGCAAGGUUGAAGACCUAGGGAGGAAGGAAGGAGGUGGGGGAAGAGAGAGAGAGAGAGGGAAGGAGGGAGGGAGGGAGAGAAAGAUGGCGAGAGAGGGGAUGGAAGAAAAUAAAGAGGGAUGAAAGGAGCGAGGAAGGAAGGAGAGAAGGAGGGGGGCCGUGAGUAGCCUCCCCACUUUGUGGUGGUCCCUGGGAGGCCGCUGGGCUGGGAGGCCCCUGGGCGUGUACGUGCUCAUUUAGUUGCUCGCUCUUCUGCGGUAUUUAUCCCACGUGUGCUUAUUUAUCUUCUGGCUGAGGCCCUAGGUCCGGCUGGGAUUGGCAGCCCCCAGGCCGCAGGCCUGGUUGCCAUGGCAACGCCUCUUUGUUAGGCACCAGCAUCUGAAAAUGUCAGACUGUUUCCAGCGGGUCAGAUCUGGUUCCCUCCCUUCUUUCGCCUUCUCCUUUUUCAAUUCCAGUUGCCUCUGCCCAAGUUGCAAACUUCCUCUGUCUCCAUGGGGAUGGAGGAGGGCUGUCUCUCUUUUUCCGUCCCAAACAUCUGUCUCUAUAAACAGUUGUGCAGGGCACCUCCUCCUUCUGGGCCCAGGCUUUGGGGAGGAAGUGUUUUGUUUAUCUGGAGGGGGUCGGUUUCCUUGCUCCUUCAGGCUGGCCGCUGUGGGAUGGCUGCAGCCCUGGACUCUGGGAGCCCCGGGCGGGCGGCCAGUGCCCGCUGCUCCUCUGGGCCAGCACUUGGUGGGAAGGGUGGCUACUCUGCACAGUUGUCUGGUAGACCUUGGCUCUGCUUUGCUAGCUGGGCUGCCUUAGACAGGUUACUUAACCUCUCUGAGCCUCUGUUUCCUCCUCUGUAAAGUGGGGAAGCUAAUAGCGCCUCCCUAACAGAUCUGUCCCGUGGGUAAUGGUGUCACAAAGUGUCAGGUGCAAUCACUGGAGCUCUCUCUAGAAGGCCCUUGUAUUUCAUGGUCCCGGGGAUUCUUCCUGUAAGUUACUACUAUUAUCAGCCCCAGUCAGGAGAAUGUUGAGAGGUUCACUGGUGCAGGGUUGGAAUUCCACCCAGAUGCAAGCGUCUGAAACCCAGGUCCUCCGUUUGCAGACUGAAGAGCUUGGAUCAAGUGACCUCCUCCCCAGCUUGAAAUUUUGAUUUCUUUCAGGGAAGAGGGUGGGGAGAACUAAGAAAUUAGUGGGGUUUUGCCGAGAUCCAGGGACCGGAAUGCACGAUGUAUGGGUGAGGAGUCAGGGACAGGGACUCCGAUGACUCAGACCCGCUUUCUGCAGCUGGUAGAGAUGCGAGCUGGGCCUCAGGAAAGAACGCAGCACUGGCCCAGGCCCAGCCCCGGCUCGGCCACCUCAGAGAGCCUGUCCUGGCCCCACGUGGCCUAAAGUGCCAGCAUCGCUCCCGUGGGUCUCAGCAGCCUGACUCCCAGCUCCAAGCCCCGUGCUUUUUCUUGCAUCUACAGUCCCAGCGUGGUGCACAGAAUGAGAUCAAUUACACUCCUUCUAGAUGAUCAGAGGAGAGACCUCAUAAACAACCAGGUCAAUGGCUGAGUGACAGCCCGGGCUUCAGAGCAGGAAGAGCUGGGUUUGAAUCCAGAUUCAUUAAUUGCUGGUGGACCUUGGGCAAGUUAACCUUGCUGAGACUCUGUCAUCUCAUGUGUAAAAUGGGUAGCAGAACAGUACCCACUGAGGGGGAUGCUGACGAAGGGCUCGGGCAGCAGUAAGGCUGGGAUGCUGGUGGCAGGGGUCGCCGGUGGGGGGGGUGGGAGAGCCGUGACCAAGAACCCAUCCCUGGAAGGCAGGGAGGCAGGACCACGUGAGAGCCGAGGUGCAAUCCCCCGUGCAAGCUCCACCGUCCCAUCUGUAGAAAACACAGAUUGAAAGAUAAAAUUAUGAAGAAUUUCAAGGUGACUGCAGAGCACUAAACCCCAAGCAUGGGGCUCUCUUCCGAGUGCAAGGUCCUGUGUGACAGCCUGCCCCUGAGAACGUAAUGUGACUGAUUGCUGUCUCCUGGGAUGUCUUCCAAGAGACUGAAUAAAAUGGACCGGAGCACAGACGCCAGGAGGAAGGGGGAAUUUAUACACGGCUUCACCCUCCAGCCAGUUGACGUCCCAGACUUCACGGAUACCGAGUGGUCCUUCAGCACUCCAGGCGGGGCAGGAGGGAAGAGCUCGGGGUGCUGGCCCCCCGCCAGGUGUGGCUAGGUGGAGACCCCCACCAGGGCUGACCCUGUAGGCCAGGAGCAUCUGAGAAGGCACAUAAAAAGCAUCUGAUGCAAAGUCCCUUUCCUGACAUUGAUGUUGAUUCUGUAAGACAUGCCCUUGUUUUUAGGACACACACGCCCAAGUGUUUCAGGGGAAAGAGGCAUCAUGUCUGCAGCUUACUCUCAAAUGGCCUAGGGGAGAAAUGGGGAGAGAGGGGGAAAGAAAAUGGUAACACAAACGUGGUAUAAUGUUAACAUUUGGGAUAUUUGGGUGAAGCGUAUACGGUAAUUUUUUGUAGUAUUUUUGAAACUUUUCUGUAAGCCUGAAGUUAUUUCAAAACAAAAAGUUGGGCUUUUCUGUUUUGUUUUGUUUUGAAGGGCAUGAUACAAUUAUUACUGCCGGGGGUUGGGGGGUGUGGAAAUACCAGCAGGGAGCUAGUCCUGCCGGCUGCGGGUCGGUGCUACGUGGAGGACCCCAGGUUCUGCAGGAGGCACCUCGGCUGUGGGACAGGGCAGCAGUGUCACCACAGUGCCAGCCCCCCCUGCCCGCACCGCUCCUGCUACCAUCGGGCUCCAGCUUUCCGGCCUUGUGGCCAGUCUUCCCCUUUGGGGGGCCAGUGACUCAGCCAUGGCUUCCAUGUGGCAGGAAGUGGGCACAGUGACUCAUGGAUGGCUCUGACCCCUCCCACCUGGAGGCUGGGAUAGCAGCUGAUGCCCCAGGUCAGACAUGGCCCCCAAUGAGGGGGGUCUGCACCCCACAGUGAUGUGCCCAGGAAGUACCACUCUAGAGGCCGGGCCUGGAGCACCCCGCCAGCCAGGCCCCCUGGGGGCUGGCUGAACUUGCCCUCUGCCAGCUCUGCCCACAGCCUAUGGCGUUUCAUGGCCAUCUGUGGGCAUAUGGGCAAUGCUGGACACUCCUUAAGGAUUCCCCACUGUCUGCAAAGCUGGCAGCCGCUGCCGCAGUCAGUCCCCGACCCUGCCAGAUGCCCCAGCCAGGUGCCUUCACCAGGGACCUUGUUAGCACCCAGAAGUCAUACAGACACCCAGGUGCCCAGGUCUCCGGGGCCCAGGCCCUUCCAGCCUGUGAAGGCUCAAGCUCUAUGGCAUUUCCCGCUUGCCUUGGAGACCGGUGCUGGGAAACUGUCUACUCUCUGAUCAGUGGGUUCAAAACCAGCACCUGGACUAGUUAGUGAACAAAGGUUGCUCAGGGCCCAGGCUGUGUCUUCCCUCCAAGACACCCUGACCAUUCCAGCUUUUCUUCUCACUUAGGGCUGGGAUUACUCACUUCAAAAUUAAGGCGUGACCACGUUUAUGAGGGUGGUCAUAAAAGUGACCCAGUGCUUGCACAUCUGCUGUCUCAUGUAUCCUCAUAACACAGAGGGAGACUGAGGCUCAGAGACGUUAAGGAACUUCUGGAGGCCACACAGCAGCACCAAGUCUGGGUUUGAACUGGCGUCUUCCUGACUCCAGAGUCCACCCUGCCUUUGUCACUCCUUGAGGUGGGCUGUGCAUUCUCCUUGACUCUUCGUGGGCUUUCCUGUGUCCACACUUUGUCUGCCAGCUCCAGGGUGGAUCAAGAAGGGUGGCUGGGAGGAGGGCUUCCUUAUUUUCUGAAGCCUCCCAGCACUCCGCACUCCCUGACACAUCGAGUGCUCGGGCAUGGCUUCAGGCAGACUGAGUGUCUGAUGGAGGGUGACAGGCCCAGCACCAGUCCUUGGCCCCAAACCCCACCCACAGCGACCCUGCACCUGUUCCUCUUACCCCGCUUGGUGGGUGAAAGAUCCCUUCCGGGGCUGCCUGGUGCCGGUGCCCACCUCCAGGCCAGUCUCUCUCUGGCUUCUCUGCAGCCUCCUAGCCGCUCACUUCCCGGAUCUGUUCCCCUGUUCCCGACUGUCCCUCUCCUGUGUGUUCACCUUUGCUUCUCUUUCUCUCCUUUGAUUUCCCACUCUGUUCCGUCUUUCCUUCCUUCCCUUUUUUUUUCUGUUUUUUUUGUUGUUGUUGGUUUCUUCUUUUUUUUUUUUUUUGGUGGUACGUGGGCCUCUCACUGUUGUGGCCUCUCCCGCUGCGGAACACAGGCUCCGGACGCGCAGGCUCAGCGGCCAUGGCUCACGGGCCCAGCCGCUCCGCGGCAUGUGGGAUCUUCCCAGACCGGGGCACGAACCCGCGUCCCCUGCCUCGGCAGGCGGACUCUCGACCACUGCGCCACCAGGGAAGCCCUGUGCUUUUUGUUUUGUUUUUAGUAAUUCUGUCUACCUGCCACAACCUAACUGUGCUAUCUUCAAGGCUAACUUCUUCAGUGUCUUCCGUAAGGCGAUCACAGAAAGCCGAAUGUGCUAAUGGAAUCAAGGUAUUCUAUAUCCAUAGCAAUUUUCUUUUUGGCCGAGCUGCACGGCUUGCGGAAUCUUAGUUUCCCGACCAGGGAUCGAACACGGGCCCCCUGCAGUGGAAGCGUGGAGUCCUAACCACUGAAUUGCCAGGGAACAGGGAAUUCCCUAUCCAUAGUAUUUCUAUGAUCUGACAGUCCUGUCAAAGAAGAAAGGACUUAUUUGGCCUGAGUUGCUAAUAGUAAGUUACAAUUUUUUUUUUAUCCUUGAAAAAAGGGUAGUCAGUAUUCAUUUUAUUAUCAUUUCCAGAUAGAUGAAAAAGAAUUGUAAAGCAUUCCAAAUCUCUCAAACAUUUCGGUAUAUAUUUCUACAAGUUUCUAAAAACGUCUAGACGUAUGUAUGCCAAAAAAUUCAUAAAAAUGCCAUCAUACCUAAAUACUCUUUUAUCUGCUUCUUUAACUUACUAAUGUUUUGUGAAUAUCUUCACAUAUGAAUAAGUGUACAGCUAAACUAUUUUGAUUGGCUGUGUAGUAUUCCAUUAUCAGGACACCUAUUCAACAGACCCUACAUUACUGGAUUCCAAUUUUUUUGCCUUUAUAAACCUUGCUACAUAAACCUGUUAUGAACAUGUCUUGUUCCUUCCCUGAAACAAGUUCAGGUCUUAUACUCUGCCUUUUCUAAGUAUCCUCUGAAUCCCCACAGUGUUUAUCUAUACUUCUCAUGUGAACCUAUUUCCAUUACAAAAAUUAUACACCAUCUUCUCCCUGCUUGUAGCCGCUAAGAUCCUUUAGGGAACAGUCCACCCCAAUUUAAUGCCUAACACAGUAGCUUGUACUUACACACACUCCGUAAAUAUUUGUUGACUAAGGGCAUGAAUAAAUGAAUUUAUUUAAUGAUUCAUUCUACAGUUUUGCUGGUGAUUAACAUCAUACUCGCUGGUUUCUAGUUCCCGAAGUCUGGUUUCUGCCCCAGUGGGGCCUGGUUUGCCCAUCUUCUGGUCCCUCGCCCAAUCUCAGGGAUGAGAGAAAGUGCAGCCAGGGUUGUGAGCUCCCCCCUCCCAUCCCCACGGUCCCAGGAUGGCGAUGGCCUUGCCCUGGGCUGACACGAGUUGAUUCAGAGCCUCCCUGCCCACUCUCGCGGUCGGUCUCCUCUCCUCUCUCGGACUCCAGGUCUCUAUUAGCCUGCCCCGGCCCUCCUUUCUUUCUGAAUUUGAUUGAGAAGCAGGUAAGCUUGGAGCAGGUCCGCAUGGCCUUGGGAGGCCGUCUGGGGAAGGGGUGAGGUUGUGGCUGCCUUGCGUGGCUCCCUCGUGAGAAAGAUACCCAAGCCUCUGCUCUUUAGGGCUUGGGUGAGACUGACAGAGUUUGGGGGUGGGCCAGGACACGGUAGGUGCCCAAUCAAGGCAGUUUUCUCUCUCCUCUUCCUUUAAUGGACACAGUUCAGUCUUCUCCCCUAAGGACUGGGUCUGCCCCUGAGGGAUCACUGUUGGUGAAGAGCCCUCCCUCCUUCCCUUCCUCCCUUCUCUCCUCAUCUUUUUGAAAUAUGACCUCAAUUCCCUAGAAGUGUGUUUUUUUUUGGCCUCGCCAUGCGGCUAGUUCCCCGACCAGGGAUUGAACCCCGGGCCCCGGCGGUGAAAUGCGCCAAGUCCCUAAUCACUGGACCUCCAGGCAAGUCCCUAGAAGUGUUUUCUUUCGUACCUCAGCCACCAGCACUCUUUUCUCAUAGAGCUCACUUGCGAUUAGAUCGUCUGAUCUGUGGAUUUUUUUUCCUACUUCAUGAUUUUCCUUGACCCAUUUUCACUCCUAGGGCCUACAGCUUUUUUGGGCCAGAGUUUCCCUGAACUUUUUGGAAAAACGUCCCCUAACGUCUAGGGAACCCAUCUGACAAAUCCCAGUGUCUCUCCCCUUAGCUGUCAUUAACCCAUAGGAAAUCACCUGCAAGUGACCCCCCACACACAAUGAAAUUCCUUUCCUGGGGACUUCCCUGGUGGUCCAGAGGUUGAGACUCCACUCUCCAAUGCAGGGGGCCCGAGUUUGAUCCCUGGUCAGGGAACUAGAUCCCUCAUGCAUGGCGUAACUAAGGAUCCUUCAUGCUGCGAUGAGGAUCCUGCGUGCCGCAGCUGAGACCCGGCGCAGUCAAAUAAAUAUUAAAAAAAAAAAAAAAAGAAAGGAAAAUUCCUUUCCUGGAGCUCAAACGUCAGCCUCUUGACUGGAAUAAGGACCAUCAUCAUCCCCACCGCCACUGUGAUCCGUCAACUCAGCCCAAGAUUAACUGUUGAUGCUAUGUCUGGCUCUAUAACGGGUUGCCUUUCUAAAUAAUGGCUAAGAAAGGCAACGUGAUCCAAUAUAACAAAAUCUACCGGGCACCGACUAUGUGACUAUGAACCGGGGAUUGGGGAGAGAAGAGAUAGAUGAGAAUUGGCCUUGCCCUCAAAGAGCUUAGAAUCUAAUGACUAAGAACUUAGGUUUGGAAUUGGAGAGCUUACAACCUAAAAUGAAGGAGCAAAAAGAUGAAUUGGGUAAAAUCAGGAUAGUUUUGUGUUUUUCUUAAAGAAUUUUAAAGCGGUGUUGCUUUCCCGUUUCUUCAUCAGGGGUAAGUAAUUUCCAGUCAUCCCAUCCAUUAAACAAAUAUGUAUUAAGAAAGCAAAACACAGGCCAAGAGCCUGCUGUGUGCAUGGCUGGAUGCACAAUGAGGCCGUCCUCAGGAGACUUGAGCUCUGCUCCGUGAGAAAAGCAUAAAACGGAGGGGACACCAAGGUCAGAGGGCAAGUGCCCAACCCUUGCCAGUGAGAGUCAUCUUGAGUUCCACUUGAGGGGCUCAGAGUUGGGUCAUCGAGGGUGGAAAGUUCUGGAAAAACCCUAAUACCCCUGUUGCAACAUUCUAGGAAAAAUGGUCCGUCUACUGAAUAAGGGUGAAUCAGCCGGGGAAGGUUUGGGGCUAUCAGCGCUGUCCCACGGCCACUUGUCCCCAGUCUUUGGUUCCCCAGUGAAGUUCCAGCUACCCUCUGGGGGCCGAGGGGAGGAGACGGUGAGCUCUGAUCGGGAAUUUCAAUGAGACAUAUGCAAAUGACCAGUGGGCUCUUCAGAGGAAGUUCUGAGAGGAGAGGGCUAUGGGCAGCUCGGCGCCCAUAACCCGCAAAGCAGAAGUGAGAGCCGUGCGAUUUCCCAGUCCUCUCUCCCCGUCUCACCCAGCCCUGCCCCCGUGGUGUGGGCCUCCUUCCCUCUCAGAAAUGAGACCUGUGACUUCUCCCCAGUUACCCAAGUCUGAGGAAAUGUUUGUCUUGAAAGGAAACUAGACUUGUAAGCCUCUUCUCAGCCCCAGAAUUGAGGAAUAGAUUUGGGGCACCCAGUGGGGCUGAGCAGGUGAAAGGAGGGGCAAAGGAGUAACCCCCCUCCCCCUCCCCCACCUUGAGCACCUACCAAGUAUCAGGCCAGGGAUCCAGGGCCCUCUGCAGGGUGUCCGCACCCUCACUGGCAGUGAGUGGCUGGUGGGACCAGGACCUGACCUUGCCAGCCAAGUUCCCACACACUCUGGCCCCAGGGCCACUGCCCCCCCGGACAGUAAGCCCCCUCAAGACUGGGCAAAUGCUAUUCUUUCAGGAAACUAGGACACCACUGGGAGUAUUUCCGCUGCAGCUCUGGCCUUUGACACAGAUGCACAUCUGGAAAACGCGGCCUUCCUUCCCCAUGGAGUUUUGAACGAGCAGUUCUGGAUUCCCAGUAACUUCCACUUGUAAUUAAUUGUCAAUUGAUUACCCGUUCACUUACACGUGUCAGUGUGAGGGCGCUAGCCUCUCCGUCAGGAAGUCAACUGUCUAUUGACGAGUGAGUCAAAGCAUCCGGUGGGUUACUUAUUCAUGAGCCAGGGUGCCCAUGUAGCUGGGUUUCCCUCACCUGUUCCAGCUUGCCCUGAAAGAUGGAAGUAAAGGGCCCUGGGGAGAAAGUGCUUUCCUGACUCUUCCUGGGCCCAUAUUUGAACCACACUUUCUUCCCUCGCUCUCUCUCUCUCUCUCUCUCUCUCUCUCUGUCUGUCUCACACACGAUUUCCAUCCUAGGUCUGGUGGCUUUUGGCCUGACCUUUUACCCAUAUCCCACAGUGUUAACCCCGGCCAACCCAAGGUGUAAACACGAGAUGGCAGCAUAAAGCACUGGCAGUAAACUGUAGACCAUAUUCCUUUUCUUUUUUUUCAAGAUGACUUUUAUUUUACUUUAUUUUCUGGCCACGCCACGCAGCAUGUGGGAUCUUAGUUCCCCGACCAGAGACUGAACCCGUGCCCCCUGCGUUGCAAGCGCGGAGUCUUAACCACUGGACCUCCAGGGAAGUCCUGUAGACCGUAUUUCUUCUUCUGGGGAGUGAGGCCAGGGGGAGACCAAGGCCAACAGCAUUCUCAUGCAGUCCUUGUCUGUUUCCCACUGAACCCUCCAGAGACCAGCAGGGAGGGCCGCUGAGACCAGAGAGCAGAGUCCUGGGCAGGCUGACUCAGUUGCUCGAAUCCUCCCUCCAAGGCCAAGAACACCUGUGAUCCUGGAUCAGGACAGCUUUCUCCUCCCAGAGGAAAGCUCGGACCCCUGCCAUCACCUCGCCGCUGAAUCCUGGUCAGUGUUCUGCCAGUUAACUGUGUUGCUCACAGUGGGAAGCUAGACCGGGGUGAUUCAUCAUCACGCAUCACCCCAUGGAAAGCUCAUCUACAGCGCACGUCGGAGGGACGGUACUGGGCGUUGCGUUUACAGACGGAGCUCAAAAUGUGCUGAGCGGCCUGUGCACGCAGCAACGUGCCCAGCCCGGGCACAUCCAGGAAGUCCUCCAGGCAUCUCUGGCCAUUUCUCCAUCUUUCUCCCAGGGGCCUGCAGCCUCUACCGGUUUUCUGGCCCUUUUAAUUGCUUCCUCUCCAGAUGUCUCUCCUACCAGUGACGGAGUCCGGCCUGAUGGUCCCAGGGCCUUAUAUAUUCUGCCAGGGUUGAGGCCCCUCCCCUCCCCCACUCAGGAUGGACCAGCUCAGUCCUUACCCUGGUGUGGGCACAAGGUCUCUUGUUGCAGCUGGGCCCCUUGGCUGACCUUCUCAGCUCCUUCUCUAAGGCUGGAGAGGCCUGGCAGGAUGCCUGCAGGCUCCUCCCCUCCACUCCAGGGCUCUGGCCAGAGCCUGGUCAGGGUCCUUGCUGAGUUCCCAGCCAACCCCUGGAGUGAUGGCGUGAGGAGUCCAGUGGGGAAACCCCAGUGUGUAGGGCAGUAUUCCAUUGACUGUCCCCACCCCCUGAUUGGGCAAUGCCGGCUGGUCUCUGAAUAGCUUCUGGGUGGCCUUCCCGCCAGACCCCCUUGCCUACUUUCACCAGGUGCCAAGGAACACUGAAAAGGGCAGCGAAUGGCUAGGGGACCACGCUCAAAAGCCAGCCUGCCUCCCUCCCAAGCUGGCUCCUUUCCCUCCAGCCUCCUUUUCAUAGAAUUGUAUUACAGAAGGGGAUAUAGAGGUCAUCUCAUCCCUCCCCUGGCUUCCAGAAGGAAUAGUUUAGAGUGAUAUUGGGGUUCUCUGAGGCUUUACGCAAAACUCUGCACAUUGGGUUGGCCAGAGGUCUCACUGGAGUUUCCUUGGCAAUUCUGUGUCCAUUGGGACACCAGCCCUGAACGUCUGAGGCUCCCAGACGCUGGGAGAUGGGAUGACCCUGGUGUUCCCUGCAACCACUCAAAGUCUCUAUGGAUGGAACGGCAGCCCCAGGACUGUCCCCCAGGGCUGACUGGUCUCGGAUAAGAGCCAGGUGUGGAUCCAGCUGCCAUUUGGGUCCCUUGGGGAGCUUUCACAGUAGCUGCUAAAUGGAGGUCCUGGAUGGUGGGGACUCACACACACAGGUGCAGGUAGUGGUAGAAAGGGCAGGCGAUCAGUGUUCUAAGUCUACUCCUUCCACUAACCGUCUGUGUGACUUGAGGCACGCCUAAAUCUCUUGACACCUUAGUUUGCUCAUCUGGAAAACGCAACAUAUUUCAUUUGAGCUGCCUCACUUACCUCUGAGUUAUAUAAGGAGGGAAGAGCGAGAUAAUAUAUUAGGAUGUGUUCUGAAAAAAACAAAAGUGCUAUUCAUGCCAACACAAUGUAUUAAAAAUAAAAGAUGCCGGGGCUUGCCUGGUGGCGCAGUGGUUGAGAGUCCGCCUGCCGAUGCAGGGGACGCGGGUUCGUGCCCCAGUCCAGGAAGAUCCCACAUGCCGCGGAGUGGCUGGGCCUGUGAGCCAUGGCCGCUGGGGCUGCGCGUCCGGAGCCUGUGCUCCGCAACGGGAGAGGCCACAACAGUGAGAGGCCCGCGUACCGCAAAAAAAAAAAAAAGAAAAGAUGCCUAUUUGCUUCCCGAAGUAAAAGUUGUAAACGAUUUAAAUCAUAUUUUAACGACUCCAGAAACCCCUUUAUUUAAAGACAUUUCUUUCUUUUGUACAGUCAGGGGUCAAGCAUUUGGUGGGCUUCCAUUGGGCGCCACCGACUCUGCCGGAUUUUGUGAUGAACGUAAAAAACUGGAAGAUCCAGUGCCUGGUGCAGAGUAGGCAUUCAAUAAGUUAUCAUCGAAGGAAUGAAUAAGAGAGUUCUUCCUUCAGAGAGUUCAUAGUCCAGCCUGGAGGAAACUGGCAACCACCAACGAGAGGCAGAAUUGGAAGAGGGAGAAGGGCUGUCUGGGCUGGUGGGAUAACCCCAAUGUGAAACGGGCUCACAGGUGAGCACAGGUGUGAAGCCUAUGGUGGGCAGGUAAGGAGACCACCUUGAUGGGAGGAAGUAAGUCUCCCAGUGUGGGGUGGAGUGGGUGGGCGAGUUGAAGACAAUGAGCUUUCCUCUAGGGUGAGAGUCUGAAUGUAUUGGAAGCGGCUUAGAGGAAAGUGCCGCGGGAACCAGUGUGCAUCCUACGGAGAAGGGCUGUGUGCGUGACGUGAGGAUGAAACCAGUAUGUUUAGAAGAUGAGCCUGGCAUGGAAGUGCCUGAUGGGGACACACCAAACUUCUUGAAGUUCCCCAAAGCCUUCUUUUCCCUUUUUUGGCCAUCUCCCUGUUUCUGAUCAUUAGAAUGCCCCGCUGUCCCACGCCUGCCAAGGGAACACCUGCUGUUUCCCAUCACCAGAGUCACCUCUUCUGGGAAACCACUGUAGGUCAUUUCCUCCUGGGGGCCUCCAGAUGUACCCUGUAUACCAUUUUAUUUUUAUACUCAUUCCUUUUUAGGAUACUUAUUGGUUUUCACGUCUGGUUCCCCUUUCAGACUGUAAGUCUCUUGAAGUCUGAAUGUUUCCUGGUUGGCAAUGAUCUCUCCAGCAUUGGUCACAGUGCCCAGAACAGGGCUCCCACCUGCAUUGAUAUCACCUGGGGCACUGGGCAGGUAAGCAGCAGGUACUAAUAAUGCACCCUAAAGCUCAGAAACGCUGCAGCCCCCAUCACACAACUUCGUGGGACCCCCACCCACAAAGCUCAUACUGUGAAUAGCGCCCCCUGUGGUUGUGUACACAUCACAUCAGCCUCCUGUUUUUUGUUUGUUUGUUUGUUUGUUCUGCGGUAUGCAAGCCUCUCACUGUUGUGGGUGGGCUCUCCCAUUGCGGAGCACAGGCUCCGGACGCGCAGGCUCAGCGGCCAUGGCUCACGGGCCCAGCCGCUCCGCGGCAUGUGGGAUCUUCCCACACCAGGGCACGAACACGUGUUCCCUGCAUCCUCAGUCAGACUCUCAACCACUGCGCCACCAGGGAAGCCCCCCUCGUGGGUUUUAUGUUUCAUGUCUAUACCUUCAUCAUCCUAUACAUUAUGGAUACCAAAUAGCAUUUUCUGUAUGAAAAGAAGAUUUGGGGGAGGGGAGGUGAAAGAGAGGAAACAUUUUAUUGUGUAAUGUAAAUAACGAACUUGCAUCGUUUGUUUCUUCUUUUAAGUCUAGGUUUUCCACCUUUCUCUAAGGCUGGGCCUGAUUAUUACAACGAAUAGCAGCUGUGAUCGUAUUUAUGAGGAGAGCGCGCAGUUUUAGUAUUCAGAGCCCUGGCUUCAGAUGAGAGCCGGGGGCCUCUGAUUCUCUCUGCAAUGCAGCCUUCCAGGCCACUGCUGUUGCUUAAGGCUGUGCUGCAAUCCGGAGCACUCAGGAGUGGGAAGUCCAGAGUUCUCCCCACUUCUGGGAACAGCCCUCCAUCCCCCUCCCCGCGCCAGCUUCCACAGGCAGUCCUCAUGACAGUGGGUCAGGCUAACCCAGGGUUUCACAAAUGCCUGGCCUGUUCCCAGCACAGCACAGCUGGGAGGGCUCAGCACUGGGGGAAGGAGCACCGUCCUCCUCCCCCUGCCAUCCUCAGGCUGGGGCCCAGGGGCUGGAGCCCAGCAGAGGGAAGGACUGCACUUGUCUGCACUUGCCCCAGUGCGGGCAGUGAUCCUGGGCCUUCCCUCCCUGCUAAUUUCCCAGCUCUGGCUUAGUCAAGUUUCAAGGAGGAUAUUCCCUUUCCCGGGAAGUGAGGAGGAUCCAGGCUUGUCUUCCCCAAAGGAAGCGAGUGGUCUCAUAGUCACCUGAGGAGGUGUUGCGUAUUGAGAUUCCCCACUCUCCUUGGGGCUUCUGAUUCAGAAAAGCUGAGCUUGGAGUCUGGGAAUCUGCAAUUUCAUCCACUCCCUGGGGACUAGCCGCAGGUGGUUCUUUGGCUUUCAUGAGCCUUGGGAGGGAGGCAGCUCUGGGAGGUGAGAAGGGUUGAGCCAAAAAAAGCCCUGUUUUCUCAGGUAGGACCUCCGGCUCUCUCUAAUGAGCUCCAUGACCCUGGAAUAACUGCCCUUGUAAUCCAAGUCUCACUUUCACUAUCACUGAAAUGGAUGUGUGACCCGAGGGAAGGGUGAUCAAAUGUCCUGGACAUUCAGGGCUACUAACCCAGGACAAGCUGGUCACCGUACCUGAGGAUGAGACAGGACUGUGGAUGUUCGAGGUACUGGAAAUGUGACUUAAAGAUGAGUCUUUGCGGCACAAAUAUCAGACUGUUUAUUUUAUUUA